Messenger RNA from Magnusiomyces paraingens, 1857 nucleotides. RefSeq lists its product as uncharacterized. The transcript has a single exon. NCBI's taxonomy places the organism in Eukaryota, Fungi, Ascomycota, Dipodascomycetes, Dipodascales, Dipodascaceae. The record is from RefSeq and is a predicted model, not a curated record. Bases 1 to 1857 code for a protein of 618 amino acids.
AUGCCAGCUUUUGAAACUCCUUUCCAUCCUUCUACUCUCCUCUUUGACCAGCAUGAUAAACACAUUCUCAGCAAGCCUUGCUCAAGAGCACCAUCUAGGGUCGCUUCGUCUGCUGACUUUGCAGCGAUGAACUACGUCCCUGACUUUUCGCUCUCUCCGGCCUCUGCUCAUACUCAAACUAUCCAGCUGCGUCCAACAAUUAAAAAUAAUAAAAACUGCUUGGAAAAUAUGCCAACUGAAAUCCUCACUCAAAUCCUCCAGGACGUUAUUCUCCAGGAAUGUAACGGAAACCCAGCAAAUUACUACUCUACUGUCGACCGCUUCUCGCGGCUCUUGACUAUUUGCCCAGCCCUCUACGAUGUUGGCACUCCUAUUCUCUAUAGACAUGUUGCAUUUGCCCACCCACACGCUUUUGACCGCUUUUUAACAUCUAUUGAAAAAACGGGUUAUGGCGUGCUUACCCGUACAUUAGACUUUUCAGGGUUCACCUCUGUUGGCCUCGGUCGCUCAAGCCGCAUGAAUCAGGAAAUUCAAAUGGUCACUUCCCGCACCAUUCUUAGAGCCCUCGAACUCUGCCCAAAUCUUAAUGAGUUUUUGGCCUCUGAAAAUAUCGAUAGAGACAUGGACGCCGCCGUAGUUGAAAAACUCUUUAGCUUGCCUUACCUCCAGGCUCUGGAUUUUUGUGGCGCAACAAACUCGACGUUUGUAGAGGCCAUUGCAACAUCGUGCGGCUUUUACUUUACAGAAACAGGUGCCCUUGAGCGCAUCACUGACAAGGCCGCUCUCGCAUACUACUCACGACCCCUCCCUCACAUUACCCGUUUAUCUCUCCAUGGAUGCUCUACCCUCCCCUCAGCCGUCAUUGGAGCCCUCUUGCAACGUCUCCCCAACUUGACACGUCUGGACCUUACUCAUACUCAAAUUACCUCAGAUGCUCUUCUUUCCCUUCCUUCUUCUGCUCACCUUACACAUUUAUCCAUCUCCAAGUGCGUCCGUCUUUCCUCAGAUGGUACUCUUAAGUUUCUCGUUCUUCACAAGGCUGCUCGCACUCUCAAAUGGCUCAAUAUGAUGUUUGAAGCUACCCGACCUUCCCCCAUUUCCGCUGCCGAUCUUGCAACAGUCCUCCGCUAUCUCCCUCCUCUCGAAUACCUCAACUUGCAUGGGCUGCCUGUUCGCAACCUCGACCCUCUUGUCUCUAUGGAUUUGGUUUCUCUUUCUCUUGGCUACGUUAAUGUUACUAUUGAUGAUCUUAAACGCUUCCUCCCAAAGCUGCCACGACUUGAAUAUGUCGAUCUUGCAGGCAACCCCAAUAUCAAUAUCUGGACUAUCCAGGACCUCACACUUCUUAAUGCAAACACUAAUAUCGCUAUGUUCGAGUUUAACCGCGACUUGCUGGCCAAGCUCGAUGGUAUUGUAAUUCCAGGCUUUACUGCGGCUCUUGGUCAAGGUCGCCGUGGCUGGCUUUUCCGAGGUGACAGGGUCCCUACCAACAAGACUCUCAACUCUACUACAUGUAAUGGGCCUUCUGUCAUUAAUGGAACCCUCCAAGAAAUGACUGUUACCUCGCCACAGCUUCAACCUACACAAGGCUUUACUUUUGCUGCUUAUGCCAAAAACCGCAUUCGUGAAAAGAAGGCCGCCAUUGCUGCUGCAUCGGCUUCUAAUAGCCCUACACUCUCGCCUGUUGGAUCUCCAGAAGCACGUCCCGUCACAGUCCUGGGCAUGGAUAUGGGUAGCCCGGCAUGGCGCAACGCGAGCCGCAAAGUAAAUGUCUGCUUUGUGGGUCUCGGUGGCAAUAUGACGGCAAAUUCAUGCAAAGAACGUGGAAUUUACUUGUACUAUGGUUAUCGCAAGUAA